CAAGCUUUGAGUCUCCAAAGUUUUUCGAUUUAUCGCACUGCGAUGGGUUAGAAAUCUGGUACGAACGCAAUAUACGCCAUUUGAUGACAUGACCGACCAAUAACUAUUUGACACAUGCAUUAACAGUACAAAAUCGUUUUUUUGUGAGAAGCUGCAGGUGCAUUUGGCCUGCAAUAUAAAAAAUCGUUUUAUUUUAUGUGUUUUGACGACCGGCCGUGCUAAAAUGGUUUUGGAUAUAGAAAAAGGAAUUCACUCAUCCAAUCGGAAUGAGCAUGUUGAUGAUGAGGAGAAAAAUAGUGGUGAUGAUGGCAUAACAACAUACGUGGAGAAUCUUCCACCGGAUGAACAGCAAUACAGGUGUUACAUUUGCAAGCAAUCAUUUUGGCUGAAACGCGAUCUAUUCAGGCACAAGCACAUGAAUACUCGUUGCAACAGAGAUGUUUCACCUGUGCAUGAAAUAUCACCACAUCGGAAAAAACCGAACGCAGAGGAGUCUGGAAGUACAGCGCGAACGAAAAAGGUGGGCGAUUCAAAGCGGGAUAAGCAAGAUGACGGAAAGGAUUGUACUCAUCUCGUAAAAAGCAGCACCGCUUCAUCAAAGAGCUCCUGUUCGGAGUAUUACACAGAAUUCAGGGACAAGAGCAAUUUGACCAAGCAAUUAAGGAUCCAAAUGAAGCCGUAUGAGUGCGGGGUUUGUAAGAAGAUUUUCAGGUACUCUAGCGGUUUGACCAACCAUCGUACAAUUCAUACUGGUAAAAAGCCGUUCGAGUGCGGAGUUUGUAAAAAAACAUUCAGUCGUCGUAACGAUUUGACUCGCCAUCUUCGGAUUCAUACUGGUGAAAAGCCGUACGAGUGCAAACAUUGUAUGAAAGCUUUCAGUCAAUCCAGCACUUUGACCCGCCAUCUUGGGAUGCAUAAUAGUGAAAAGCCGUUCGUGUGCGGGGUUUGUGACAAAGCUUUCAGCCAACGGGGCGAUUUGACUCGCCAUCUCAAGAUUCAUACUGGUGAAAAACCAUUUGCAUGCGACAUUUGCAAAAAAACAUUUCGACAAAAGGUGCACAUACGUCAACACAUGAAUGUUCACAUUCCCAACGGUAAAAAAAAAUUACAAGUGCAAAAAAGUGUUCCACCAACGACACAUUCUGUCCGAGCAUCGUAAAGACCAUGAAGAAGAAAAUUGAUCAAGACGUCGGAGGGACUUCGCGACUAUUUCGAGAUUAUUCAUUUAUGAUUGAGUGUUCGGUUUUAGGUUUUUAAAUUUUUAUUUCUAAUGUUUUAACGACGUCUGUAAGAACGAUGAUUGGAUUUCUGUUUUCAAUUAAAU
Messenger RNA from Bradysia coprophila, 1324 nucleotides. RefSeq lists its product as uncharacterized. Gene Ontology annotation, molecular function: RNA polymerase II transcription regulatory region sequence-specific DNA binding; DNA-binding transcription factor activity, RNA polymerase II-specific. Gene Ontology annotation, biological process: embryo development; regulation of transcription by RNA polymerase II. Gene Ontology annotation, cellular component: nucleus. The record is from RefSeq and is a predicted model, not a curated record. NCBI's taxonomy places the organism in Eukaryota, Metazoa, Arthropoda, Insecta, Diptera, Sciaridae.